AUGUGUCUUUCUUUUUUUAUAGCUUUCUAUCCUUCCAUACAUCUUACAUUUGCUCUCUCAAUUUGUUUUUUAUUUUUUCUUCUAUUUUUUUUAUUUUCUCUCUUUUUCUUUCCAACUUUUCACUUUUCUUUCUUUCUUACUUUUUCUACUUCACUCUACAUUUUUUUCUUUAAUUUCUGUUUCCAAAAGACUUGUGGUGUCCAUUUUUCUUUUUGUUUUUUAUUUUCUCUCUUUUCAUUCCUUGUUUUCCCUUUUCUUUUCUUCUGUCUUCUUUCAGACGCCACUUCCUACGUUAGUUUAAUUGUUCUGACUUAUUUUCUUUUCGAUAUAUAUUUUUUUUUGUAUCGUUCUUCUUUCUUCUUUCCAUUCUGUGGUUUAAUUAUUCUUUCCAUUAUAUUUGUUCAUUUUUUGGAUUUAUUCUGCCCUAUUCGUUCUUUUUUCUUUGUUUUUGCUUCUUUCUUUCUUUUUCAAUUGGCAGUUACCUUGUCUUCCUUUGGCUUCUUUCUUUCCUUCUCUCCUCAAUUGAGAGAUUCGUUUUUCUUUGCAAUUGAUAGUUACGUUUUUUCUUUCUUUCUUUCUUUUUACUUUUUUCAUUCGACAAUUACACUGGUCUUUAUUUUGCUUCUUUUUUUCCUUCUCUCCUCAAUUGAUAGAUUCUUUUUUUCUGUCUUCCUUUAUUUUUGCUUCUUUCUUUCUUUUUUCAUUUAUUUAUUCAUUCAUUCGUUCAACACUACCUUAGUCUUUAUUUUGCUUCUAUUCCUCUUCUCUGUAAUUGAUAGAUUCGUUCUUUCUUUCUUUCCUUCCUUCUUUCUUUCUUUCUUUCUUUCUUUCUUUCUUUCUUUCUUUCUUUCUUUUAAUCAAAUCGUAUUUUCUUUCUUCUUUUAUUCACCAUUUCUUUCGUUUUGUUCAAUCUGUAUCCUUUCUUCAUUUUAUUUCUUCUAUUCCCUUUCUCUUCAUUAUAUUCAGUCCUUUUUCUUUUCUUUUUUUUUUCAUAUCUUUCUCUUUCGCUUUCUUUAUGAAUUUUUUCGCUUUUCGCUCUCAUUGACUAUUUACUUCAUUCUCUCUCUCCUCUCUCUCUCUCUCUCUCUCUCUCUCUCUCUGACUCUAUUUUUCAUUCUUACUCUCUUCCUGUCAUUUUUUCUUUCUUUCUUUUUUCCUAUAUUCCUUUUUCUUUUCUUUUCUUUUUUUUUUAACUUUGCCCCUUUAUGGUCUUAUAAUCGCUGUAUCUCCUUCCUUCUCUCUUUUCCUUUAAUUUCUUCCUCUUUCUCUUUCUCGCUCUCUGUGUGUCUAUCUCCAUGUCUCUUUCUCUUUCUCUUUCUCUUUCUCUCACGAUUUCUUUCUUUCUUUUUACGCUUUACUUCUCCUUUAUUGCGCUUGAUAAGCCGUAAAACUUACAUUUUUUCAUUGCCUCUGUUUAAAUUGUUGUCUCUUUUCUUCGUUUCUUCAUUUUUCGUUUCUUUAUUCUUCUCUUUUCUUCAGUUUUUUCUCUCUAUCUGUGUCUUUCUCUCUCUCUCUGUCGCUCUCUAUGUCUGUGUGUUUCUUUUCGCUCUCUCCCGGUCUGUCUGUCUGUCUGUCUGUCUGUCUCUCUCUCUCUCUCUCUCUCUCUCUCUCUCUCUCUCUUUCUAUGAGCCAAUUUUAUCAUCAAUAUUUUACAAUGCCUCUCUCGAUCUUUCUAUCUUUCUCUCUCCUUUGAUGAUACUCGCUGCCACGGAAUGUUGCUCUCUCUCUCUCUCUCUCUCUCUCUCUCUCUCUCUCUCUCUCUCUCUCGUCUUUUUCUCGGCCGUGGGUCGCUAA
Molecule: messenger RNA, 1794 nt
Organism: Acanthosepion pharaonis
Lineage: Eukaryota; Metazoa; Mollusca; Cephalopoda; Sepiida; Sepiidae
Source: the annotation of a GenBank genome assembly